This is a messenger RNA of Aspergillus clavatus NRRL 1, 1191 nucleotides long. Its product is annotated as putative ZIP family zinc transporter. The record is from RefSeq and is a predicted model, not a curated record. The transcript is spliced from 2 exons. Gene Ontology annotation, molecular function: zinc ion transmembrane transporter activity. Gene Ontology annotation, cellular component: plasma membrane. NCBI's taxonomy places the organism in Eukaryota, Fungi, Ascomycota, Eurotiomycetes, Eurotiales, Aspergillaceae. The coding region runs from base 1 to 1191 and encodes 396 amino acids. Gene Ontology annotation, biological process: zinc ion transmembrane transport.
AUGGCACUAUUCCUCAUCUUGGUCCUGAGCACACUAGCAUGUUCAUUCCCCGUCCUCGCCCGCCGGUUUCCACGCCUACCAAUACCGCGGCACUUUCUCUUCAUCUCCAGGCAUUUUGGAACUGGGGUGCUGAUCGCCACGGCCUUUGUUCAUUUACUACCUACGGCGUUCAUCUCUCUGACAGACCCCUGUCUUCCUCGAUUUUGGAGUGAGAGCUAUCGUGCUAUGGCUGGAUUUGUGGCUAUGAUCUCCGUCUUCGUCGUUGUCGUUGUAGAGAUGUUCUUCGCCAUGAAAGGUGCCGGUCAUGUUCAUGGAAGCGAGUAUGAUCAUUUGAUCAGCAGCACUGCGCGAGAUUCCAUUGAAUCUACGAGCAACAACGCCGAUUAUUUGAGGCUUGACUCUCACGGUGCAGCGGACGACCUUCGUCUUGGCGCCAUUCAGUCAAACAGCCAGACGGACAUCCCCCAGCAGAAAUCUGGCUCCUUGCUCCGAACCUCACCAGAGCCCAAGCAUGGACAGGGCAAGAACUCGCCCUUAUACCACGAAGAGGACAGUCCAGAUCUGGAAAACAGCGAACCUGUUCACAACUAUCACAGCGUCCGUGGAGUUGGGGACUCCAAUUCUCGCUGUCAUGAUUCUCAGCCACAGGACUUGGCUGGGCAAACACCCCCUAAGUUGCCCUCACAGAGUCCUCGGCGCCAGCUACUACAAUGUCUACUGCUCGAAGCUGGUAUCCUUUUCCAUAGUAUUUUCAUCGGCAUGGCUCUCAGUGUUGCGACAGGAACAUCGUUUGUUGUUCUUCUUGUGGCAAUAUGCUUUCAUCAAACAUUCGAGGGGUUUGCCCUUGGGUCACGGAUCGCCUCCUUGAUACCAGAUCUCUUUUCGCCGUCAUCUAUGAAACCAUGGCUCAUGUCUCUGGCUUAUGGAACAACCACGCCAGUUGGCCAAGCUAUUGGCCUAGUCCUACAUAAUCUGUAUGACCCGGCGAGCACUGCGGGUCUUUUGAUGGUUGGCAUUACCAAUGCAAUCAGUAGUGGGCUCCUGCUGUUCGCUGGACUUGUGGAACUCCUUGCGGAGGAUUUCCUCAGCGAGUCUAGCUAUGCGACACUCAGAGGUCGCAGGCGUAUCGAGGCUUGUGUGGCCGUCGCAGGCGGAGCAUUGCUGAUGGCAUUGGUCGGCGCAUUCGCCUAA